Fomitopsis serialis is the source of this 678-nucleotide messenger RNA. RefSeq lists its product as uncharacterized. Lineage: Eukaryota; Fungi; Basidiomycota; Agaricomycetes; Polyporales; Fomitopsidaceae. The coding region runs from base 1 to 678 and encodes 225 amino acids. The transcript is spliced from 2 exons. The record is from RefSeq and is a predicted model, not a curated record.
AUGCGGAUUGUCGCACGCUUCAGUGCGCCCGGGUCAGCCAGGCGGGCGCGGAACGGUCAUUGUUCGGGCGUCAUCGUGGUCGGGCUCCGGGCGACGGUGAAGAGGAGCAUCCGUACGGACCAGCGGGACAGGGCGGCCAGACCCCCGGGACCCGGAUGCGUGUCGGCGGCCCCGUCCCGCGGCGGACAAUGUCCCAGGAAGGCCGCGCCGACGACGGCGCCCCGGCGCGUCUUGCUGGCGAGCAGCGUUGUGUGUCUGCGGAGAUGUCCGCUCGAGCGCACUGGACGGUGUGAGACGGUGCAGGUGCAUCGAAGGGGCGUGUUCGACUUGAGCGUCGUGGCACCGAAGGCGAUCCAGGAGUCGGGACACAGCGACGAUCGUGUGCAUGCGGAACAGCGCGACGUACUAGCUGGCGGGAGAGAGUCCGGGAUGCACGAGUGCGGCACGGCGGGAGGCGGGCUCGUGCAGGCGGGCGGGGUAGCGCGGUCCGAUGGGCGGAAGCGGAGAAGUCUCAGCGUCGAGCGUCGAGCGCUGGGCGGGCGGUGUACUGCGGAGCGGGUAUACUGCGGGGCGGGAGCUGUUGGUGGAUGGGAACCGGUACAUGUGCACCGCAUGAGACGGCGUGGGGUCGAGAUCGGACACGUCUGCCGCUACAAGAGACACGAACGACGCACCUGA